Orycteropus afer afer is the source of this 939-nucleotide messenger RNA. RefSeq names its product olfactory receptor 51B5. Gene Ontology annotation, cellular component: membrane. Lineage: Eukaryota; Metazoa; Chordata; Mammalia; Tubulidentata; Orycteropodidae. Gene Ontology annotation, molecular function: G protein-coupled receptor activity; olfactory receptor activity. Bases 1 to 939 code for a protein of 312 amino acids. Gene Ontology annotation, biological process: G protein-coupled receptor signaling pathway. The transcript has a single exon. The record is from RefSeq and is a predicted model, not a curated record.
AUGUGGCCCAGCAACAGCUCCAGUUCCUUCCUGCUGACUGGUUUUCCAGGCUUGGAGACAUCUCACCACUGGAUUUCCAUGCCCUUCUUCUUUGUCUACAUCACUGUCCUUUUUGGCAACGGCACCCUCAUCCUUCUCAUCAAAGAAGAUCACAAUCUUCAUGAACCCAUGUACUACUUCCUGGCCAUGCUGGCAGCCACAGAUUUAGGGCUGACCUUGACUACAAUGCCCACAGUGCUGGGAGUCCUCUGGUUGGAUCUCAGGGAGAUUGGAAAUGGAGCUUGCUUUUCCCAGGCCUACUUUAUACACUCACUUUCCUUUGUAGAGUCUGGAGUUUUGCUUGCCAUGGCCUAUGACCGCUUUGUUGCCAUCUGCAACCCUCUUAGAUACACCUCUAUCCUCACCAAUAGUAGAGUGGUAAAGAUUGGCCUGGGAAUUCUGAUGAGGGGAUUUGUAUCUGUUAUUCCUCCAAUUACACCCCUCUAUUUUUUUCCAUAUUGCCACUCCCAUGUCCUUUCUCAUGCAUUCUGCCUUCACCAGGAUGUUAUCAAACUGGCCUGUGCAGAUAUCACCUUCAAUCUUCUGUAUCCAGUUGUACUUGUGGUCUUCAUAUUUGUGCUGGAUUCUCUGACUAUCUUCAUCUCUUACAUGUUGAUAUUCAAGAGUGUUCUGAGCCUUGCUUCCAGACAGGAGAAGUCCAAGGCCCUCAAUACCUGUGUGUCCCAUAUUUGCUGUGUCCUGGUUUUCUAUGUCACAGUGAUUGGAUUGUCUCUGAUUCAUCGGUUAGGGAAGCAGGUUCCACACAUCCUCCACCUCAUUAUGAGCUAUAUCUAUUUUCUGUUCCCUCCAUUAAUGAACCCUAUAAUCUACAGUGUCAAGACCAAAAGGAUCCGGAGCGGCAUUCUCCACCUUUUCACUACCCAUAGACUUGGAGUUUGA